Molecule: messenger RNA, 1186 nt
Organism: Cylicocyclus nassatus
Lineage: Eukaryota; Metazoa; Nematoda; Chromadorea; Rhabditida; Strongylidae
Source: the annotation of a GenBank genome assembly
AUGCUGUGUACCAACAACAAGUUCAGUGUGGAGAACAUAUCCGCAUAUGUUAUGGAGGAACUAAACUUUCGAUGCAACUCUGAAACAGCUGCAGUGAUUACCAGUAUCGCAUACUCCAUAAUCAUUUUCGUUGGGCUUGUUGGCAAUGUUUGCACAUGCAUCGUAAUUUGGAACAACCAGUGCAUGCAUACGCAGACCAACAUCUACCUUGCAAGCCUCGCGGUCACGGACCUUCUGCUUCUUUUCAUAGGUCUUCCGCUAGAAGUCGUCAAGGCGUAUCAACCCUUCACAUUUGGAGAACUGGUAUGUACUUGGCGUAUGUACCUGGUUCGUUCCAAUAGCGUGGCUUCUAUAUUUUUGAUAAGUGCGCUUACAGUGGAGAGAUGGUUGGCUGUGAAAUUUCCGUUCCGGUACCGCCCAAAUGCUGAAGUUAAGCAGACCAUUCGCAUCGUCGUCGCUUUGUGGUCGGCGUCUUUGAUACUCCCUGUUCCGGUUUUGUGCGCUUAUCAGGUGGAACGCGUCCCUCUUCCUAUAUGGGGAAUCAAUCAGACAUGGACUCGACGUGUCUCAGAUGACGGUGUGACCAUCAAAAAAACAGAGUUCUGUGAUUGGGAUGAUGAUGGGAAAUAUUUUGAAUACCACUGCGUUCUAAUAUCGAAGAUGUAUUGCGAUAUUGCCAAAGAAGUUGGUUCGUCUGACCUACCUGUCUGCUACUAUAAGAGUGAUGUGCGAGCGAAAACAUCAAAAAACGUAUUCAAAAUGCUAGUGUUAGUGGCCGUAUGUUUUUUUGUAACUUGGCUACCAUUUCACGUGCAGAGGUUGCUCUUACUUAUAAUAAAAUACCAUGAAGGAAAGAGUAUACCAAGCAUCAGAUUGCUACACUCCAUUUUCUACAAAUUAUCAGAAUGUUUCUAUGUGAACUGUGCAACGAAUCCAUUUCUCUACAACAUGUUUUCGAGGAGGUUUCGCAAAAACUUUUUAUCUACAAUUAUUGGCUCGCGAUUAGCAAAGAGAAUUCGACCGGAGUAUUACAAAUAGCUUUAUUCAUAUUUUCGAUGCAGUCACAACAAACGCGGAAUCUGAUCGUUAUCGCAUCGUUGUCGUUUACAAUGUUACGUUGUCGUUUACAACGUUAUCGUUGUGAUUUAUAUCAUGGCUGUGUGCAAUUUGAAAAUUUAUCAUGACG